AUGCCGACUUAUCUGGUUGGAAGGGUCUUUGACCCCAUCCUCGGCCUCGCCACGGGUGUCAUGGCCUACUUUCUCUGGGAGAACGAUCCCCGCAACUCGCAUGAGCGCCCUUCGCAGCGCUCUCUGCCCGAGCUGGUACGACGCAGACUGAACAGUCAGACACCACCCGAGAGCAUCUACGCAGGCACCGAUCCUACCCAACGAUCCAUCUUCCACAUCCCAUCUGCAUCCCGCAAAGACACCACCGCAUCAGCAGAAGCAGGGACAUCAGGCGCUUCCAGAUCGACAACAGACAUCAUCAGAGAUGCCAAGCAGCAGGCGAGCCAGAAUCAGGGCGAGCGCGGGUCCGAUCUCCGUGCGCUAAGAACCGCAAUUGCCGACGAGUGGAAUCAAGCCGGCUCGUCAAAGCGACCGUAG
Molecule: messenger RNA, 417 nt
Organism: Kalmanozyma brasiliensis GHG001
Lineage: Eukaryota; Fungi; Basidiomycota; Ustilaginomycetes; Ustilaginales
Product: Non-classical export protein 1
Exons: 2
Coding region: 1-417 (138 amino acids)
Biological process (GO): protein secretion
Source: RefSeq, a predicted model, not a curated record